CUGUUCUAUGUGGCAACUCAGAGAUGAGUAACCAACUCGGGUUAUUGUUAAAAGCCACGUGAGCGAUUGCAUGAGUCACAGUCUCAGUUCAACACUACACGCUGUAAGAUGAAGGCUGUACUCAUCUUGCUCGCAGCUUGUACCUUGGCAAAUGGUGCAGUUCGUAUCAAGAAUUGCGGUACUGGGAGCUCCGCUGUGGUCGAUUUUUCUAAGCUUCAAAUAACAGGCUGCAAUGAAGGGGGGUCCAAGUGCAUCUUCAGAAAGGGCAGGAAUGCCAGCAUAUCACUACCCUUCACACCAAAGGCUGAAGUGCUAUCAGUGACAGCUAAGGUGGAAGGCAUCCUUGGACCCAUUCCUGUGCCCUUCCAGUUAGAUAACCCUAAUGGCUGUGUGAAUUCCGGGUUACAAUGUCCUCUUCAGGCAAACCAACUUAGUACCUACACAUCAGCAAUCGAAGUUAAAAAUGUUUAUCCUUCAAUAUCGCUGAAAGUGAGAUGGCAAUUGCUGGAUGAGCACAACAACAAAAUAGUGUGUCUUGAAAUCCCCGUGAAAAUUGAAAGUUCACGUAAAUGAUGUACAGUAUACAGUACUAUUUCUGAGGUAGUUUAUCCCUGCCGCUUUAUAAGAAAAUUACAAUUACUGUUUAAGAAUUCCAUAUUCUUUAAAACUGAAAGGAUCCUUAUGUAAAGAAAAUAUUCCAAUAAUAAUUACUGAAAAUUAAACUCGUGCUGCCUGUAGACCUAACCUUGUUGCUGUUGAAUAUAACACUGUACAUACUGUACUGUAUCUGGUACAGUGUCAGUAUUAUUACUGAUCAUAUUUUUUUAUAUAGUACAGUACAGUAUAUCAAGUAUAACAAAACUACUGAAUUUACUGAUAAUAGUGAAGGGUCACAUGAGUGAGUUGUUUAAUUAUAGUUAUUGUAUUAAUUAUUGAAUCAUGAGUAGCUGUACAUUAAGAAUAAAGUGUACAGGGUACAGUAUAGUACAGUACAGUACAGUACAGUACAGUACAGUAGUUCCUGUAUUCAAAGCAAGGUGAUUUGGUGACCAAACCGUUUUUUAAUCCUAAAUAUUAGGUAUGACGGGAACCAUUCCUACAUUCUUUAAAUAUCAUAUACAGUAAUUUACACAGGAACUGAAACAGUUGCUUGUGCUUACAUAAUAGAGGUGCAGAAUAGUGCACAGGUUUAAAAAAUAAAGAAUGCCUGAAGAGGUGA
Messenger RNA from Homarus americanus (American lobster), 1219 nucleotides. Its product is annotated as NPC intracellular cholesterol transporter 2 homolog a-like. Lineage: Eukaryota; Metazoa; Arthropoda; Malacostraca; Decapoda; Nephropidae. The record is from RefSeq and is a predicted model, not a curated record. The transcript is spliced from 4 exons. Gene Ontology annotation, biological process: sterol transport. Gene Ontology annotation, molecular function: sterol binding. The coding region runs from base 109 to 573 and encodes 154 amino acids.